AUGUUUCCCUCCGACUUCAGGGCGCCGUCGCCCUACCGUGGGCCUCCAAGCAAAGAGCUAGACGAGGCUUGGGAUCUGAUUUCCGACCAGGACUUAUACUUGAUGCGAAUGGACCGAGAAGACCUUCGUCGGAUCAACAAGUCUGAGGUUAUGGACACAGCCUGGGGCUACAGUUACGACCAGGACCCAAACGGUGUCAAAUACAUAUUCGAGGUUUUCCAUCAACUUCACUGUUUGAACAUCUUUCGAAAGUACACUUGGCCUGAUCAUUACGAACUCGCCCCUCCUGGUCACGAGGAUGAUGCUGCAUGGAGGCAUGUUUACUACCGGGAGCACAUAGAUCACUGCAUAGAAUCUUUCAGGAUGUCCAUCAUGUGCAGGGCGGAUGUGACGCCCUUGACGGGCAACAUCAGGCCUGGCAAUGAUCAUGUUAUUCCGGAUCCGAACGACCCAAGCACACUCCCGGAGCCUGACUUCAUGACGCAGCAUACGUGUCGGGACUUUGAGAAGAUUCGUCAGUUUGCCUCGGAAAGGAGAGUUCCAAGAUUUGAUCAACCGCCCGGCAGCACUUAG
Messenger RNA from Colletotrichum aenigma, 573 nucleotides. RefSeq names its product Cyclochlorotine biosynthesis protein O (gene cctO-5). The transcript is spliced from 3 exons. NCBI's taxonomy places the organism in Eukaryota, Fungi, Ascomycota, Sordariomycetes, Glomerellales, Glomerellaceae. The record is from RefSeq and is a predicted model, not a curated record. Bases 1 to 573 code for a protein of 190 amino acids. Gene Ontology annotation, biological process: mycotoxin biosynthetic process.